Myripristis murdjan (pinecone soldierfish) is the source of this 930-nucleotide messenger RNA. Its product is annotated as olfactory receptor 52E8-like. Gene Ontology annotation, cellular component: membrane. Bases 1 to 930 code for a protein of 309 amino acids. Lineage: Eukaryota; Metazoa; Chordata; Actinopteri; Holocentriformes; Holocentridae. The record is from RefSeq and is a predicted model, not a curated record. The transcript has a single exon. Gene Ontology annotation, biological process: detection of chemical stimulus involved in sensory perception of smell; G protein-coupled receptor signaling pathway. Gene Ontology annotation, molecular function: G protein-coupled receptor activity; olfactory receptor activity; odorant binding.
AUGAACAACACCAUUUCCGCGGUCACCAUCACCUACACAGUAUACGGCCCGCCCGGUCCGUCCAAUCAGGCCUUUUUCUUGUUCCUCUUUGUGGUCUAUCUGUCUAUAUUGUGUGUUAACCUGUUUCUGGUGUUGGUUAUUUGGGUGGAGGAGAGCCUGCACAGACCCAUGUACAUCCUGCUGGUCAGCUUGGCCAUCAAUGGCGUGAUAGGCAGUUCCUCUGUCUGCCCAAAAAUCAUGGAGUUCCUUCUGGUGGACAAGCAGGAGAGCUCUCUGGGAGGCUGUUUGACACAGGUGUUUUUCAGCAACUUCUACGGCUGCUGUGUGUAUGCUGUGUUAGCCCUGAUGGCCUAUGACAGGUAUGUUUCUAUCUGUAAACCCCUGCAGUACCACUCCAUCAUGACGCCCAGCAGGCUCAGGUGGCUGCUGGUGGCGGCGUAUUUGGUUCCCAGCUCCAGUCUGGCGGUCCAGGUGUACUUGACAUCAAGAAUCCGGCUGUGCAAACACACCGUCGAGAAGCUUUUAUGUGACAACCUGGCAAUCGUGAAUCUGUCCUGCGAGAAAAGCAUUCUGGUCAACGUGUACGGCCUGUUUUUGAUCACCUGUCUGAUCGCCGUGCCUUUCCUCCUGGUUGUUCUGUCCUACAUCCACAUUCUGACAGUCAGCCUCAAAAUGUCAAAGGAGUCUCAGAAGAGAGCACUGCGCACCUGCACGCCUCACCUGAUCACCUUCAUCAAUUUCUCCACCACCUCUUUCUUUGCUGUGAUUUAUAAUCGUGUCAGUCUGGAUCUUCCACAAGCUGUGAACGUAUUCAUGUCCAUGAGUUUUGUUGUCUUUCCUCCUUUACUGCAUCCGAUAAUCUACGGGAUCAAGACGCAGGAGAUCCAGUGCAGCAUUCACAAGAUCAGGAGCAAAUUCAGACAGUUCUGA